UUGUCCGAUGACCUGGAAAUUUCUGUCGGAGAAUCAGUAAGGGUACCGAUAAUAUUCACCCCUCGGGAGCUGACCGUUUACACUGAAACUGUGGAGUUCACUCUGAAUGGAUGCACGAAGAUGAACCUACAACUGAAGGGUCGGGGUGUGCCACUUUACCUGGAGACAGAGUCACCAGAAUCGCAGACUUCUGAUUUCGGUCGCGUUUCUUUCGAACAGCGGCAGACUGUCGUCAAGGAAGUGGUGCUUGUGAACCGAUCGGCUACAAGCGUCACGUUCAACGUGACAGAUCUUGAU
Perkinsus marinus ATCC 50983 is the source of this 297-nucleotide messenger RNA. RefSeq lists its product as hypothetical. Lineage: Eukaryota; Perkinsozoa; Perkinsida; Perkinsidae. The annotation marks the transcript as partial. The transcript is spliced from 2 exons. Gene Ontology annotation, cellular component: axoneme. The record is from RefSeq and is a predicted model, not a curated record. Gene Ontology annotation, biological process: cilium movement; axonemal central apparatus assembly.